CAGAAUCAUACAAAAUACUAGCAAAUAUUGUCCUAUUAGCCAUGGCUUUUAUGUUGCCAACAGUGAUUUUUGCUCUUGUUAUAUUAUUCAUCUUCCAUAAGUUACUAAAUAUCAAGAAUGAGAAGAAACUAAAUAUCAAGAACAAGAAGAAACUUCCUCCUGGCCCAAAAGGGCUUCCCAUAUUAGGACAUCUCCAUCUUUUAGGUGAAAAUCCAACCCAAGAUUUCUACAAAUUAUCCAAAAAACAUGGUCCUAUUAUGUACCUUAAAUUAGGAUUAGUACCAACUUAUGUUAUAUCUUCUCCUGAAUCAGCUGAAAAAAUCCUCAAAACAUAUGAUCAUGUCUUUGCUAGUAGGCCUCAUAAUGAGACAGCUCAAUACAUCUCUUAUGGCCAAAGGAAUUUGAUUUUUUCUAAGUAUGGAGCUUAUUGGCGUAACAUGAGAAAAUUAUGCACAGUUCACUUGUUGAGUAACCACAAGAUUAACUCGUAUCGAUCAACUAGAAGUGAAGAAGUUGCCCUUAUGAUCAAAUCAAUUAAACCAUCAGCUCAAGAUGGUGUUGUUGUUGAUCUUAGUGCAAAGGUUUCAUCAUUGAGUGCCAACUUGAGUUGCUUAAUGGUUUUUGGAAAAAAAUUUAUGGAUGAGGAUUUAGACAAAAGGGGGUUUAAAUCUUUAGUCCAAGAGGUUACACAUUUAGCUGCAACACCAAAUCUUGGUGAUUUUUUCCCUUUUUUUGGUGUUAUUGACAUCCAAGGACUUACGCGUCGUAUGAAGGAUAUUUCUAAGGUAUUUGAUGAAUUUGUUGAGAAGAUUAUUGAUGAACAUGUCCAGACUACAGACCAGAAGAAAACAAAGGAUUUUGUAGAUACUAUGAUGUCCAUUAUGCAAUCUGGAGAAGCAGAGUUUCAGUUUGAUCGUCGCCAUGUCAAAGCUGUCCUGCUGGACAUGCUUGUAGCAUCAAUAGAUACAUCAUCAACUUCAGUGGAGUGGAUGCUCUCGGAACUUCUCAAGAAUCCUAAUGUAAUGGAAAAACUCCAAAAAGAGUUAGAAGAAGUAGUUGGCCUAGACAGAAUGGUAGAAGAAUCAGACUUAGACGAAUUGAAAUACUUAAACAUGGUAUUCAAGGAGUCAUUUAGGUUACAUGCUGCAGCCCCAUUACUACUUCACGAAGCAAUGGAAGAUUGUAUGGUAGAUGAUUUCUACAUACAAAAAGGAUCACAAGUUAUUGUCAAUUCAUACUCAAUUCAUAUGGAUCCUAAUGUUUGGCCUGAAGCUGAUAAAUUUUUGCCAGAAAGGUUUCUUGAAAGUAACGUAGACGUUCGUGGACGCGACUUUCAACUUUUACCAUUUGGCUCCGGCAGAAGAAGUUGUCCGGGGAUGCAUUUGGCGUUAAUUAUUGUACGUCUGGUCGUCGCGCAAUUAGUUCACUGCUUUGAUUGGAAACUCCCAAAUGGAAUUCAGCCUAAGGAUUUGGAUAUGACUGAGAAAUUUGGUAUUGUGACUGGUAGAGCCAAGAAUUUGAUGGCUAUUCCUACUUAUAGGCUACACAACUGAUUUUGGGAAAUAGUUUUUGGUACAUCUAGUUUUAUGACGUUUCACCUUGUAAUAAAACACGUUAGUGUUUUGAUUGAGUAACCUUUUUUGUGUGCACUUGUAAUAGUACGGGAAAAACUAGAAUAAAUAUGUUAUCGUUUUUCGUUACUUCUAAUAAAUAUAUUUUAGAGGUGGAAUCUUCUAGCU
This is a messenger RNA of Nicotiana tabacum (common tobacco), 1739 nucleotides long. RefSeq names its product cytochrome P450 71AU50-like. Gene Ontology annotation, molecular function: iron ion binding; oxidoreductase activity, acting on paired donors, with incorporation or reduction of molecular oxygen; heme binding. NCBI's taxonomy places the organism in Eukaryota, Viridiplantae, Streptophyta, Magnoliopsida, Solanales, Solanaceae. The record is from RefSeq and is a predicted model, not a curated record.